Messenger RNA from Fonsecaea erecta, 2379 nucleotides. RefSeq lists its product as hypothetical. The coding region runs from base 1 to 2379 and encodes 792 amino acids. The record is from RefSeq and is a predicted model, not a curated record. The transcript has 5 exons. Lineage: Eukaryota; Fungi; Ascomycota; Eurotiomycetes; Chaetothyriales; Herpotrichiellaceae.
AUGGAGUCUGAGAACUCUGGCCCUUCACGUAAUUUCACUCACAGCCGAUCGAGGGGCCACAGACCGGCAGUCCUCGUGCUACUCCAAAAGCUCGUCCAGUCAGUUCCUUCGGAUCUGACGAUGGACGUUCAACGUCUGGAUGAGUUCCCACUGAUAAUCCGACGACUUUGUGAAAAAGCGCCAAAGUUCGCCGAGGUGCUGGCAAAGACCAUUCUAGAGACGAGCAACAGCAUCAAAAACUUUCCUCAGCAGGAACAGGAGCCGGCCAAGGAUCACAACAGCCGAUUCGCGUCGCCAAAGCGUAAGACGAGGAAGAACUUGCCCUACCAAACGCGUCGCGCCACCGAAGUCUUAGCGGCAAACAGUAGUUCUACAAAAUGUCCCCCUUUGGCAAAAGACAGUCAACUUGUGGCUGGCUGCGCGAUGGACACUCCUGAUGUCGGACCUAUCACUGUGCGGCAAUAUUGUGGGGAGGUCGAUGGGAACAUGAAAAAUGGUGAAGUCGAUGCACUCCCCGAGAUAGCGUCGCAAUCCGGCCAGCAACGGCGCACCACCCGGAGUGGCGGACUUCGAACUCAGGAAAAAGCGGCACAUGGCCGGGACACCGCAGGCGGAUUGAACAAAACGACAGACCAGAGUCCUGAGGUGGCAGCAACAUUUCCAUCUCUCAACUUGACUGAAGGCCAGGAGCCUAGUGCCACAUCCCAGGGUGUGACAUGUCCUCAAAAGGCCUCAAUCACCCGAACCGAACCAAAAUCGACCGUAACAGGCACCAGCCCGACGCCACUCGCAGCCGACCCAUCAGCAUCGGGGUCAGAGUCACAAUCGUCUUCACCGGAAGCCACUUCCUGGCUGGAAUUAGUCACCGAGGCUGUGCGAGUUAUCCAUUAUCUCAGUAAAUACCCAUACGCAGUGCCGACCCAGAUCCACGCAAGAAUCCUACAAACGCACCGCAAACACAGCUACGAGUCAUCGGAGCCUUCGACCUUAGACCAAUGGACAGAUGGAUCGAUGUGGAUGAACAUACUACGCAUGGGAUCGACUCAGCACCAGAAGACCACGAUAUUCAACAUGAUCGAGUAUAUUGGCGCUUGGGAAUGGUACGACAGACAGGUCGCACUGGCCAAAACUUGGGUUCGAUCAAAGAGAAACAAGCCUGUCGGGCGUAAAGGUGCGGCGAAACAUGUGCUAGACAGACUGCAACGUAUGCAAAGAGGAUCUUUGUCAAAGGGAAUUUGGGUUGGCGGCGUUGGUAGGUUGAAUGACGCAUCAGAAGACGACGCGACCGAGCCGGAUCCUGACAGAAGCGCCGGUGUGACCGAAGCUUAUCGGCGAACUGAGAGAAAGAGAAUCAGUGUGCACCUCAGCCGAGGACAGAAAUUGACGACUCUCAUCAAAGCUGUUGGCUUGGGCAUUCUUUUCAGCCCCAAGAUCUGGCAAGUCUUGGAUUACACCAAGGCGAAAGAUCUUGAGCAAAUGAUCAAAGGUAUUCAGAAAAGUCCGAAGCAUAUGGGGCUGCUCCAUAUCCUCAGUCCGCAGCUGGAAUUGUUGGUUGAACGAGGCCAACCCGACCUUCACGCCCUAUAUGAUGCACUGUACCAGGAGAAGCUCGUCUCGCCAACAGAGAUCCAGGAGUUCCGGAUGACAUUUGCUCUGGACUCGGAUCCGUUGCCACAGGGUUCAUUAGAUGUGGCGGUGCAUGGGUUGAUCAAAGAUGUCGGCACCAGGGUCCUGGGGAAGCGCAAGCUCGACGUGGUCGACACUGUCUCAGUCAACGAUUUGUCGAUUCCCUGUGACACAUUCGAGAGACUCCAAUGCGGAGAAUGGCUGAAUGACGAUCUGAUUCACCUUGCCAUGGACAUUUCGGACAAGCCCGAGUUUGUAAAGCAUGGGUAUAGUGUCCCGUUGGACGAUGUCGGGAAGACCAGAACGACAAAGCCAAUCGGAAGACCCUUUGCAGCGUGGGCGCGGCGAGUGGCUCGUCUCCGCGACCAGGCAGGAGAUGUACGGAGAGACGCGGGCCAUCUUGUGCAUUUCUGCCCAGUGAGCCACAAGGGUAAUCAUUUUACGUUACUGGAGAUCAAUGAUCGGGAGAAAGUGAUCCGCCAUUACGAUUCCAUGGCCGCUCGCGCCAACAUUGACGACCCAUCGACGCCGACAAGGGUCGCUCAACUGGUGGAAGAGGAGUUUGCAAGUUUACAAUAUGCAUACAGCGAAGUGGUGCGUCUAAAUCUGCCCCGCAGUGUCUUUGUCGUUAACAAUUUGAUGUUCUGGCCAAUAGCCAACUCCACAACAGACCGAAACCUGGGGCUGUGGAGUCAGGGUGGUCUGGAACUUCAGCCGUCUGGUGGGACACCAUCCAGGAUUCCGAGCGUAUGA